Messenger RNA from Malania oleifera, 1982 nucleotides. Its product is annotated as 7-deoxyloganetin glucosyltransferase-like. Gene Ontology annotation, molecular function: UDP-glycosyltransferase activity. The transcript has 2 exons. Bases 249 to 1808 code for a protein of 519 amino acids. NCBI's taxonomy places the organism in Eukaryota, Viridiplantae, Streptophyta, Magnoliopsida, Santalales, Ximeniaceae. The record is from RefSeq and is a predicted model, not a curated record.
UUGGGAUCUUUUAAAGUGAUCGUAUGGAGAUAUUGCCUCUGCAAUUACCUUUCCACAACCCGUAGGGUCAUAUUUAAUAAUAUACACCCAACCUUACAUAGAUCAAGCAGGCCGCUUCCCCUAUAAAUACCCAACCUCUACCCAACCCAUUUCAUCAUUAAGACUAUAUACUAAAAAACCUUCUUGCAUACAAAAGCUUGCUAGCUUCAAUAUUUUUGCAAGCACAAAACCCAUUUCGCAAGUCAAAAAUGCCAGAAACAGAUGCAACCCCAAGCAACAAACCACAUGCAGUAAUGGUUCCAUACCCUGCCCAAGGCCAUGUCAACCCCCUAAUGCAAUUUGCCAAGCUUUUGCACGCAAGAGGCUUCCACAUCACCUUUGUUAACACAGAGUUCAACCACCGGCGCCUGAUCCGUUCGAAGGGGCCUGAGGCUGUCGAGGGCUUGCCCGACUUCCGGUUCGAUACGAUACCGGAUGGGUUGCCCCCGUCGGACAAGGACGCAACGCAGGAUCUCGCGUCGGUCUGCGACUCCACGAGGAAGAAGAGCCUGGGUCCCUUCCGGGACCUCUUGAAGAGGCUCAAUUCCUCACCGGGAGUGCCGCCGGUGACGUGCAUAAUCUCGGAUGGGGUCAUGAGCUUCACCAUGAAAGCUGCGAGAGAGCUGGGCAUUCCUGAGGCCCAGUUCUGGACUGCUUCUUCUUGCGGCCUCAUGGGAUACCUCCACUUUGCAGAACUAGCUGAUAGAGGACUUGUUCCAUUCCAAGAUCCAAGCUGCUUAACCAAUGAUUAUCUUGAAACCCCUCUGAAUUGGAUCCCGGGCUUAAUUCAAGGGAUCAAGCUGAAGCAUAUGCCAACAUUCUGCAGAAUAACCAAUGCAGACGACAUCAUGUUCAACUUCAUGAUAGAACAAAUGGAGAACUGCGCACGCUCCUCCGCCAUCAUCAUCAACACCUUCGGCGACUUCGAGUCCGAAGUCCUGCGCGCCCUCGCCGCCAAGUUUCCCCGCAUCUACACUACGGGACCCCUCAACCUCCUCGCCCGGAACUGGCCCGAAACCGACCAGUCCUCCCUCGAGUCCAGCCUCUGGAAAGAGAACACUGAGUGCAUAGACUGGCUCGACCUCCAGGAACCCGGGUCUGUGGUCUACGUCAACUUUGGGAGCAUCGCGGUGAUGUCGGCAGAGCACGUGAGGGAGUUUGCAUGGGGGCUGGCGAGCUGCGGCCAACCGUUCUUGUGGAUCCUGCGGCCGGACGUGGUGAUGGGCGAGACGGCAACGCUACCGGAGAACUUCGCGACGGAGGUGAAGGAGAAGGGGCUGAUAACGACGUGGUGUCCGCAGGAGAAGGUGCUUUUGCACCCAGCGGUGGGGGCGUUCUUGACACAUACGGGGUGGAACUCAGUGUUGGAGAGCUUGGGGGCGGGGGUUCCGCUGCUGUCGUGGCCGGUGCACGGCGAGCAGUGGAUGAACAGCUUUUAUGUAUGUGAGGAGUGGGGGAUAGGAAUGGCGGUGGAGAAGGAGGUGAGGAGGGAGGAGAUAGUGAGGGUGGUGAGGGAGAUGAUGGGUGGGGAAAAGGGGAAGAAGGUGAAGGAGAGGGUUUCGAAGUGGAAGAAGGCGGCGGAGGCAGCGACGGCGAAGGGAGGGAAGUCUUAUGCUAAUUUUGAGGAGGUGGUCGAGUGGGGUAGCCGCAGGUGUUGUGAAAAUGAGAAGAAUGGGUCUUGGUCAAUUUUUAAUUGCCAAACACGGAAUAAUUAUGAAAAACAUAAUGUUACUCAUCACGAGCCUACGAUCAUCGCGAACGAGAAUUGAACAGAGGAAAUAAAAUAGGGUUCAAGCUCUCUCCUCCUCUCAUUACUCGUCGAGUUUGUUUAUGAUGAUGGCUAUGAAUCCAUAAUGUCAUUUACGUUCUUUAUGAAAAAUUUUAACGUGUACUAUGAAGUAUAAUUCGGUCUUGAUUAGAAUAAAAGACUUGGUUCGAUUAAA